Messenger RNA from Striga hermonthica, 466 nucleotides. The record is from the annotation of a GenBank genome assembly. NCBI's taxonomy places the organism in Eukaryota, Viridiplantae, Streptophyta, Magnoliopsida, Lamiales, Orobanchaceae.
GCCCCUUAUCGUAUGGCGCCGAAGGAGCUGCAAGAGCUCAAGGCCCAAAUUCAGGAGUUGCUCAAGCUCGGUUUCAUUCGUCCGAGUGUUUCUCCGUGGGGUGCGCCCGUCCUAUUCGUGAAGAAGAAAGACGGAUCUAUGCGUAUGUGCAUUGACUAUCGGGAGUUGAACGCCCUUACAGUCAAGAACAAGUACCCCCUUCCCCGUAUCGAGGACCUUUUCGACCAGCUGAGAGGAGCCAGUGUUUUCUCGAAGAUUGAUUUGCGUUCUGGCUAUCAUCAGCUGAAGAUCCGAGAGUCUGAUAUUUCCAAGACUGCCUUCCGUACUCGCUAUGGCCACUAUGAGUUCGUUGUCAUGCCCUUCGGACUCAGUAAUGCCCUGGCCGUCUUCAUGGACCUUAUGAAUAAGGUCUUUCAUCCGUUCCUGGACCAAUUCGUCAUCGUGUUCAUCGACGACAUUCUGGUCU